Geodia barretti is the source of this 657-nucleotide messenger RNA. NCBI's taxonomy places the organism in Eukaryota, Metazoa, Porifera, Demospongiae, Tetractinellida, Geodiidae. The record is from the annotation of a GenBank genome assembly.
AAAAAAAGCAAAACGAGCAUCGAGCACAAUGAGUCUUAUAGCACUCCAUGCUGCCACUCUGACACUGGCAAUGUUGCUAGGAGCUACACUUCAGGCACCGAUAGAAUCAGAAGACAGAGCAUCUAUGAGUAACACUACUACAGUAGUGGCCGGAGCAUCAUUAGAGUCUGGUGAAGAGGGAGACAUGAAUGAGACCCAAGUCAGCAGUUGUCCCAACUAUCAUCCCGGUACCAGCCCUCAUGAUAAGACUGGCUGUCUCACUGGAUCAACACUGACCAGUCAACCACGAGACUGCAUUUGGGUUCAAGUGGCACGGGUCAACCCUGGCUGCCUGCGUAUUCGUCGCAUUCCACAAGCUAAUCAGAGUGAUUUGGCUGUACAGAACACGUUGACCAGUGUGGUAUCAGCGGUACUGAGUACAGAAUAUACCUCAACCAGAGAAACGAGGCCGGCCUCCAGCGACAGUGUCCGUCUGAGAGUGUGAAGACCUACGCUCGUCUAAAGCAGACGGCUCAGACGCUACCUCCAGUCUCCGAGAUACGGGUGCAGGAAGGGGAGAGGGACGGGGAGCCUGCAUAACUACAGACCAACGAAUUCUGUCUCUACAAUGUCUCCAUCUCCAACUGCGAGAGUGGGUUUACAGUGUUGGAGACUUCU